AGUCGGGUAGGAUCAUACGGGUUUGGACCCUCAUUUUCUACCCAUCUCAGAAGCCGGCUAGAGCUGUUGCAGAACAGGAAAAAUGGCGCAGAUUCUCAGUCUUCCUCCACCAAACCCAAGUUACAGAAACCAAACACCGCAACAACAACACAGUUCAACUCGGCGAAGACUCACCGCUUCGACUAGCUCAACUCACAGCUGGACCUCCGUUUCGCACUCCGUCAAGUGCAACGGCAGGGUUUCAUGCCUCUUCUCGGACAAUCGCAAACAGGAUCAGGCUCGAAAAGCCUUAGAAGGUGCCCUAGGUGAAAAGAAAACAGAGUUUGAGAAAUGGAACCAAGAGAUUAAAAAGAGAGAGGAAGCUGGCAGUGGAGGAGGAAACUCCGGAGGAGGUGGCGGUUGGUUUGGGUGGCGUGGGUGGUUUGGUGGCUCCGAUGGUGACCGUUUCUGGCAGGAAGCACAGCAAGCAAGUCUUACUAUUUUAGGCAUUUUUGUUGUGGUAACGUUUUGGAAUCUUUCUAAUUAUUUUCCCGUUAAAUAUGAUACCGUUACAGAAGGCUCGGACUAG
Erythranthe guttata (spotted monkey flower) is the source of this 568-nucleotide messenger RNA. NCBI's taxonomy places the organism in Eukaryota, Viridiplantae, Streptophyta, Magnoliopsida, Lamiales, Phrymaceae. The record is from RefSeq and is a predicted model, not a curated record.